AAACACGCCUUCUCGUUACAGGUCCUGGCGAGCGCAGGCACGAGCGCCUGCGGGGAGGAGGGCGCGAGACGGUGGCGGUUAUGGCGGAGGGGUGCCGCGUUCCUGUCGCGGAAGCAGAGGGGCCCGGGCAGCAACUUGGGGCCGAGUGGCGCCUCGAGGCGCUGAGCCUGGAGUGCGGAGCGACCGGCGCGGGAGCGCGGCAGCCGGGGGGUCGUAGAGCCACCAUCGCCAGCGCGCUGGAGCUGGAGGGCAGCGUGCGCCGCGAGGGCCUCCUCACCCACUUCGUAGCCAGCAACCUGCAGCGGAAGAUCCAGCGCAGCGCGCCCGCCGCCAGCGCCAUCCCCCCCGUAGACCCCGCGGCGCUGCGGGACCUGGUGGCGCUGGCCGGGCAGGUGGCUGCGCAGGUGGAUGAGCUGCUGCGCAGCGUGCACUGCGGCCUGCAGGCCCUGACCGCCCUGAGCGUGGGCUGCAUCCAGACCUACCGCGACGGCGUGGAGAGCCUGGGCGAGGCCGUGGACACCAGUAUCCGAGCCAUGUACACACUGGUGGCGCGGUGCGAGGAGCUGGACCUGGCCAUGCAGCCCGUGCCGGCCUUGGCCAGGCGCAUCCGUGACAUGAAGGGCAUGCUGGAGCGGCUAGAGGGGCUCUGCAAAUAGCACCCUGGGGCGGCCGUAACCCCUCAGCCGAUGGCCCACGUUGCUCAAACACCAUGUGCCUAAUCCAACAAGCCAUCUGCAGCAGGUGCUGCUCCUUCACACACACCACACCUCGGCAUGCGGCAGCUCAGGAGCUGGUCCAAUUGGGAUCCAGGAUUGAUACUCGGGGAAAGUUUGCCUCCCAUCGAAAGCACUUUAUGCUUAUCUGCCUUGAUCUCUGAGCUGAGGGGUGGCUUUUUCCACUGCUAUUUUUGUUGACUGUUUUCUUCUGAAAUACCAAUGAAUAGUUUCACUAAACUUAAAUAAAGAUAUUUGCUAUUUUUU
Malaclemys terrapin pileata is the source of this 980-nucleotide messenger RNA. Its product is annotated as BLOC-1-related complex subunit 6-like. The record is from RefSeq and is a predicted model, not a curated record. Gene Ontology annotation, cellular component: BORC complex. Gene Ontology annotation, biological process: lysosome localization. Lineage: Eukaryota; Metazoa; Chordata; Testudines; Emydidae. Bases 81 to 656 code for a protein of 191 amino acids. The transcript has a single exon.